GGAGGGGCGUGCUGGAGCGUUGGUGACGCGUUUGACCUGCGCCCUGCCUGAGGACCGACGGAGCGGAGAGGCGGUGGGAUUGAAAUGCCGGAGGCGGAAGGAGCUUGCUGAAAUGACACCACCAUUUGGCCACAUCCGAGGCUCGGAGAUGACUGCCCAUCACUUUCCUCAGCACAGUUACCUCUUGGAUAGCUUAAAGGCUGACUGUCUGAACAAGCCUUUCGCCCAGAGGUGCCAUGAUCUUGUGACUGUCAUUGAAGAUUUUCCUGCCAAGGAACUUCAUGCCAUCUUUCCCUGGCUGGUGGAAAGCAUCUUUGGCAGCUUAGAUGGCAUCAUUUUAGGUUGGAACCUCCGUUGUUUACAAGGAAGGGCAAACCCUACUGAGUACAACAUUGCCUUGGACUUUCUUGAUGCUGGAGGCCCAAUGAUGAAGUUGGUUUACAAGCUCCAAGCUGAAGAGUACAGAUACGAUUUCUCUGUCUCCUACCUUCCUGGCCCAGUGAAAGCCUCAAUACAAGAGCGGAUUUUACCAGAAUGUUCUUUGUACCACAACAAAGUCCAGUUUCCUCCAUCUGGAGGCCUGAGCUUAAACUUGGCCCUUAAUCCCUUUGAAUAUUACAUGUUCUACUUUGCAUUAAGCCUGAUUACACCGAAGAACAUCUCCACAGCCUAUCAUAUCAGCAUGUCCAACAGUGCUUACUUUGUCCUAGUGGAUCGGUACUUGAAGUGGUUCCUGCCCACAGAAGGGAUUGUCCUUCCACCCCCCUCUUCUUCCGAUGCAGGAGGGGCUGUCCCAUCACCUGCUCCCCGAUCUCCUGCAAUGUCGUUCAGCUCCUAUGGGAUGCACCCAACAAGCCUUCUGAAAAGACAUGUUGCUCACCAGACUUCGGUGAAUGCUGACCCUGCUUCCCAGGAGAUCUGGAGAUCGGAAACCAUGCUUCAGGUUUUUGUUGAAAUGUGGCUUCAUCAUUACUCCCUGGACAUGUACCAGAAAAUGCAAUCCCCUCACAUCAAGUUGGAGGUUCUCCAAUACCGGCUCAGUAUCUCCAGUGCCCACCGCAGUAAUCCUGCCCAAUCCAGCUUCCAGGCCCUCCACACAUACCAAGAGUCAUUUAAGCCGACGGAGGAGCACGUCUUGGUCAUCCGGCUACUCGUGAAGCACCUUCAUGCUUUCAGCAACAGCCUGAAGCCGGAUCCAGUUUCUCCUUCUGGGCAUUCCCACACUGCCAGCCCGCUGGAGGAAUUCAAGAGGAUUGUGAUUCCCCGGUUUGUUCAGCAAAAACUCUACAUAUUUCUGCAGCACUGCUUUGGUCACUGGCCCUUGGAUGCUUCAUUCAGAGCUGUACUGGAGAUGUGGCUGAGCUACUUGCAGCCUUGGAGAUAUGCACCUGAAAAGCCCCUUUCGAGUGCCGAGUCAUCCCUGCCUCGCAGCGUGCCAGAGAAAUGGGCCUCUUUUGUUCAGGAGAACUUGUUGAUGUACACCAAGCUCUUUGUCAGCUUCCUGAACCGAGCUCUCCGCACCGAUUUGGUCAGCCCCAAGAAUGCCCUGAUGGUCUUCAGGGUGGCCAAAGUUUUCGCUCAGCCCAACCUUGCUGAAAUGAUCCAGAAAGGAGAGCAGCUCUUUCUGGAAACAGACCUUGCCCUUCCUCACCGCCAGCACCGCCUCUUCAUUAGCCCUUCGUCUCUCGGAGGGAGCUUCCUGUCAUCCCGAGCUCCGACCAUCACAGAUGCUUCAUUUAAGGUGAAGAGCCAUGUCUACGGGCUUGAAGGACAGGACUUCCAGUACAAGCAGAUGUUUGGGCCAGAAGUCAGGAGCCUGGUGCUACGAUUGUCCCAGCUCAUCGGCCAGGCCCAGCAGACUGCCAAAUCCAUAUCAGACCACUCUGUGGAGGCCACAACUAGCCAAUCCUUUCUUUCCUGGUUACGCUUUGGUUCAGCUGACUUGAAUGGCUCCUACACAGGCAAUGACUUGGACGAAAUGGGGCAAGACAGUAUUAAAAAGACAGAUGAAUACUUGGAGAAGGCCCUGGAAUACUUUUGUCUGAUAUUUCGGUUGAACGAAGCCCAGUUGAGCCAGCUGAUGUUGAACUGGGGGGCAGCUCAGGAUAAGAAUGGGAAGAAGCAGCUUCCAGACUGCAUUGAGAGUGAAGACGGGCUGAUUCUCACACCUCUUGGCAGGUACCAGAUCAUCAAUGGCCUACGCAGGUUUGAGGUGGAGUACCAGGGAGAUCCUGAGCUUCAGCCCAUCCGAAGUUACGAAAGCACCACUCUUGUGAGGCUGCUGUUUCGGCUGUCCUCAGCCAUUAAUGAACGAUUUGCAGACCAAAUGGAGAGACUCUGUGCCAAAGAGAACUUCCUUGGCAGCUUCUGCCGCUACCAUCUCACCAACCCCUCCCUUGUGGAAAAGGCCAGGCACAGCCCACUGAGCCAGCAGAGGCUGGGGCAGAUUCAACAGCCGAGAGUCAGUCUUCGGUUUCUGGCAAGCUACAGGACUCUCCUUUCUUUACUGAUGGUAUACUUCAUUGCCUCGUGGUUCUGCAUCAGUCCAGUGACCUGUACCUUCCUCCUCCUCCUGGGAUAUCUUUUGUAUGCCACAGUUAUGACUCUCCUGACUGAAAAGAGAAAGCCUCAUCAACACUAACAUUUUACUUUCCUUCAUUUAUUCAGACUGCUAUAGAAAUCCCCUCCCCUAAGGUCAGGGGCUCAGAAAGUAGGUUUUGGCUAAUUAAGCCACAGGACUUUGAUUUGAGCAUCUUUUCUUGGGUUUGAAAACUUUAAAUAUUUUUAAUGAAGUGGAACAGAUUUGUGAACAGAAGGCUCUACUUUUCUAAAAGCUAUGUCAAUCUGUAAAUUGUGUUUUGAUAAACUUUUUAAAAAA
Molecule: messenger RNA, 2878 nt
Organism: Lacerta agilis (Sand lizard)
Lineage: Eukaryota; Metazoa; Chordata; Lepidosauria; Squamata; Lacertidae
Gene: SMPD4
Product: sphingomyelin phosphodiesterase 4
Exons: 20
Coding region: 113-2641 (842 amino acids)
Biological process (GO): ceramide biosynthetic process; glycerophospholipid catabolic process; sphingomyelin catabolic process
Molecular function (GO): sphingomyelin phosphodiesterase D activity
Source: RefSeq, a predicted model, not a curated record